This is a messenger RNA of Fibroporia radiculosa, 2313 nucleotides long. RefSeq lists its product as uncharacterized. The record is from RefSeq and is a predicted model, not a curated record. Bases 1 to 2313 code for a protein of 770 amino acids. The transcript is spliced from 5 exons. Lineage: Eukaryota; Fungi; Basidiomycota; Agaricomycetes; Polyporales; Fibroporiaceae.
AUGUUUCCCCCGUUCGAAGAUGAGGGCCGUGACGAGUAUCCGUUUCCCCCAAUGGAUGCGGUCGAGCCGUCAUCCUCCUCUAGCGACACGCUGCCGUCCGCGCCCUCGCGCUCCCGCAGCACUCAAUCGCGCUCGCAACGCUCCACACAGUCGCCUGCGCCUCGACAGUCUCGCCCACACGCGGCGCAUGACCGCGAGCACCUCAGCGGGAGGGCGAAGCUGCUGUCGCGGCUGAUCUCGCGCGAGGAGCGCGAUGCACAACACUUGCGCGGCGUGCUGCUCACCGCGACGGAGCGGCUCGAGGGCGAGACGCGCCGCGCGGACGAGGCGGAGCGGCGGGCGAUUGAGGCACUGACGCGUCUGCGGCAGACGCGCGACGCGAUGCAGCUCGCGCAGGCGGACGCAGCACGCGCGAACGAGGAGGUGCGUUUGUAUAAGCUCCGGUUGGAGGAGGCGCAACGCGAGAUCCUGCGAGCACAAGACAUUGUCAACCAGCUGGAGCGGGAUAAGGUGGACGCAGAAGCGGAGGCGGCAAGGGCAAGGUCAUUGGCGAGGCGGUACAGGGAGGAGAGACUCAUUACAAAGGCGCGUGAGGAGGGGAGGAGAGAGGGGUUUCAAGAGGGCCUGUCGAGAGGAAAGGAUAUGGGAUACUAUGAAGCAAGGAGAGUUGCUCAGCGGGAGGAGCCUAGGGGAUAUCCUCGUCGUCCUGUGAUGGUGGAGGAGUUCCCGGAGGAAGAGGAUGAACAAGAGCGAGGGCAAGAUGAAGAAGUUGAUGACGAUGAAAGUGGCAGUCAGCCCGAGGUGAUUGUGCCCAUUCCUCGUUCUCCGCCCCAAGGCUCCUGGCGCCCUCCCUCUCGCCUCACAGAUAGCAGGGCCACUCAACGAAGUCCGCCUAGAGUCCAAGUGAACAAUACCUCUACCACUGAGUCAACUAUUGCCGCGCCCUCGCCAAGACACCCUUCUUCUCGCCCACCACGAGCAACACCUGAACCCAUCCCCGUACCAGAUCCUGGCCUCAGUCGCUCGCGCGCUGACAUUUCAGCAGGUCCAGUUCCGUCAUACAGCACCGUUACCUCUGCAUCGCACCCUCCAGUAGACAUUCCGCCGGAUAACUGGAUUCCAUACAUGGACCGCGGCAACACUAUCCUGAUGCCGCCCCCACAUGAGCUUUCACGACCUGUUUCCCCAAGUUCGCCAAGUCUAUCCACCAAUCCGACCCUACCCGUCCAACAGCAACGAGCGUCCUCUGGGCAGUCUGGGCAGUCCGUCCGAGCGCGUGACUAUGCCUAUGCUGCUGGAUUUAUCCCGGCCCAGGGUGUCCCAGCGACUCGGUCGCACCUAGACGCCCCGUUUUCCCCCCAAUCACGGACAUCAACUAACAUCUCAAUCUCGCAGUAUGACCUCGUCAGCACGCGCACAGGGCGUGUGGCGGGAGGUCUUCGAAGCGCCGCAGACGCGUUAAACGGCCUCCGCCAAGUGAUUAGCACACCAGGGUCGUCCAGGGCUGGAAAGCAGCGCUCAGGAACACCGCAGCAGGAGCCGCCCCCCGCGCAGAAGCAGGGACAGAGAAUGGAGCGGGAGGACCGUCGAGUCAUGUCGCCUCGCGGACCUCGUCCGAGAGAAGACUUGCCUGUAGACAGCUCUUCUGAGUCUGCUCCGUCUCGCCCAACGACCGCCCGAAGGCAGAGCUCAGGGACCGGCAGUUCGUUCGAGCGGCUGUUCAAGAAGCGCUACCAGAAACGAAAGUCGGGUAGCAGUGGAGGCGUCCCGGACAUCACAGUGGAGUCCCCGUCGAAUACAACCGGGUCUCGUGGGUCGACUGCUGUGACUCAGCCCCACCUUCUGAGCCCAGAAUUCUCGCACCAGCCCUUGCCCGGCGCAGGGCCGGAAGACAUGGGUGCAGAGGGAGAUCAGCGUACCUUGCCUCCGCUGCCCGAGUUUGACUUCAGGACGCCCGACGUGGUCCCACUUCCGGAUGGACAGCUGCCUGCUGGCUUUGUGCAACUUACCCCUGUGAUGCAGGUUGCCCCUGCGGGACGGGAUCCUGUGGAGGUGUACGACCAUGGUGCAAUGAGGGCGACGCCAAAGCCCGCUGCAAACCCGAAAUUCAGCCCCACGUAUGAGAUGGCCCCGAUUCCUCCAGGUGUCGUCUACCCGGACCCUCCGAGACGAAGCAUGACACCACAUGAGGCUGUUGGUGUACCGCUCCCACCUUCUCCGCCUCGGACAACCAGCCCUCGCGGAAGGGGUGGAAGUCUGAGUGGCCACUUGUCGCCACUAUCGUUGAACCUGUUCUCUCCUCUCAGGCUAUAA